UUGGCUUGUUUUAGUUUGUGAUGCUUUUGAAAUAAAGGAUGGUUCCUUUCUUGGCAAUAUGAAGGUGGUUGGUUCACGAGUAAAAAUCACGUGUCACAAAUAUUUCAAGGAAGUGUCAGGAAAGAUGCAUUCGGUCUGUCAGAGAAAUGGGUCAUGGUCACACUAUCCGAGUUGCAUUCCAAAUUUCAAAUACAUCGGUUGCUUUGAAGAUCGACCAGACAGAAUUCUAUACGAAAGAGAUAUUAGGCCGCCAUUAUUAACAACAGACUUGUGUAUCAGAAUGUGUAUUGAAUAUGAUCAUAAAUAUGCAUUAACAGAGGCCGGUUAUGCGUGUUUCUGUGGUGACACGUUGAAAAACUACCCUCAACAACCGGAGAAUGAAUGCAACAUGCCAUGUCAAGGGAAUCAAAGUGAAAUGUGUGGGGGUUCGUGGAGAGGUUCCCUAUACAGACAUCUUAUCAUUUAA
This is a messenger RNA of Ruditapes philippinarum (Manila clam), 466 nucleotides long. RefSeq names its product kremen protein 1-like. Gene Ontology annotation, cellular component: plasma membrane. NCBI's taxonomy places the organism in Eukaryota, Metazoa, Mollusca, Bivalvia, Venerida, Veneridae. The record is from RefSeq and is a predicted model, not a curated record. The transcript has 3 exons. Bases 59 to 466 code for a protein of 135 amino acids.